This is a messenger RNA of Rotaria sp. Silwood1, 1374 nucleotides long. Lineage: Eukaryota; Metazoa; Rotifera; Eurotatoria; Philodinida; Philodinidae. The record is from the annotation of a GenBank genome assembly.
AUGUCAUUGGCUGACAAAAAAGUUCAUGUUAGUCGUUUGAUGUCAUCUAAUCAACAAAUCGACGUUGAUGGAGCACGUCAAUUGACGGAUAUAUUUAUUAAUAAUUUCGGUGAUCAAUUAGAUGAAGAAAAAUUACGUGAAAUUUUAUCAAAACAUGGAAAAGUUUUAAGUUGUAAAAUUGAAUAUGAUGAAAAUGGACAUUCAAAAGGUUUUGGUUUUUGUAGUUUUGAAAAUCCAAAAGAAGCUGAAGAAGCUGUUCAAAAUUUAAAUGGAUAUUCAAUUGGGGAUAAACAACGUUGGGUUGGCCGUUUUCAAACGAAAAGUGAACAAUUAUCGAACAUAACGCGUAAAAAAGAUUUACAACGACAGGAACAAUUUUCAAAAUUUGGAACAAUAACUAGUGCUAAAGUUAUGGCAGAAAAUGGUCGAUCAAAAGGUUUUGGUUUCGUUUCUUUUAGUACAACGGAUGAAGCAGCAAAAGCUAUUACUGAAAUGAAUGGUUCUUUUGUCGGUUCUAAACCACUUUAUGUUGCAUUAGCUCAAAGAAAAAAAGAACGUCGUAUGCAUUUAACUAAUCAUCAUAUGCAAUAUAUUGCAACAGCACAUGUAUCACCACAAAUGCAAUUACCAUUUCCAAAUGGAAUGUGUCUUAUGAUGCCAUACUUAUUAACACCAAUGGAUCCACCACAACCAUGUAACUUCUCUCCAUCAGCAUCAAUGCCAACUUAUCAACUACUACAACCAUGUUGGUCAUCAUCUCCUGUAACUGCCGAUGCUAUGAGACCACAAACAAGUACUCAAAUGAUUGAUAUACGAAUCUCACCAUCAGCUAUGACUGAUGUUGCAUCUCGAUCAACAAUGCCAAUGGGAACUCAACCAACAUCAAAAUCAGAACAAAUGAUGCCUAACACUUCUGUUCGACCACUCGUUGGAGUACAAUCACAACAAGCAACAGCUUAUACUCGCACAGCACGAAAUAUGCCACCUAAUAAUCCAACUGGAUUUUCAGAUUCAAUUGUUGUUGCUGAACAAGAACCAUUAACAUUAGCUGCUCUUGCUAAUGCAACACCAUUAGAGCAAAAACAAAUGUUAGGUGAACGUUUACUUCCAUUGAUUCAACAAAUUCAACUAGAAUUAGUUGGUAAAAUAACUGGUAUGCUUCUUGAAAUUGAUAAUACUGAACUUCUUCAUAUGCUCGAAUCAAGUGAAUUACUUAAAGCUGAAGUUGAACAAGCUAUUGCCAUACUUCAAACAUAUCAAGCCAAACAAGCAGCAACUAAUUCAGCUGCUCAAAAAAAUCAAAUAUCAUCAUUUAAAAAAAUAAAAAUACAACAAAAUCCAAGCAAAUGCAUUGGCACAUAUACAGACACAUAG